AUGGCCCGCGUAACUCAAUUGGUGGUUUCCGGCCUUUUGGCGGCCACACUGGCCAACGGUCAGAACUUUGCUGGAAGCGGUCGAAGUGAAGAUGCUUUCAGUUAUGUCCAACCCAAGAACACAACUAUCCUGGGACCUUACGGUCACUCCCCUGCAGUUCUCCCAUCUCCAAAUGCUACUGCUUCAGGGGAGUGGGAAGAGGCUUACUCCAAGGCACAACAGUUUGUUGCCAAGCUGACCAUCGACGAAAAAGCCGAUAUGGUCACCGGUCAGCCGGGUCCCUGUGUGGGAAACAUUGUUGCUAUCCCUCGACUUGGUUUCCCGGGUCUUUGCUUACAAGACGGCCCGCUCGCAAUCCGAGUUGCGGACUAUGCCAGUGUCUUCGCUGCCGGUGUCACUGUAGCAUCCACUUGGGAUAGGGAUCUUCUAUACCAACGCGGUUAUGCUAUGGGACAAGAGUUCAAGGCCAAGGGUGCUCAUAUUGCCCUCAGUCCCGUUGCUGGACCUCUUGGUCGCUCUGCCUAUGCUGGUAGAAACUGGGAAGGCUUUGCUGCCGAUCCUUAUCUGACCGGUGUUGCCAUGGAGAAAACCAUUCGUGGCCACCAGGAUGCUGGUGUGCAGGCUACUGCCAAGCACUUCAUUGGAAAUGAGCAGGAGACUCAACGAAACCCGACAUACGACCCUAACGGGACUGUCACCGAUGUCAUUCAGGAAGCCCUUUCUGCCAACAUUGAUGACCGCACUAUGCACGAGCUUUACCUUUGGCCUUUCGCCAACGCUGUUCGUGCUCACGCUGCUAGCUUCAUGUGCGCAUACCAGCGUUUGAACGGAUCCUAUGCCUGCGAGAACUCCAAGGCCCUCAACGGAUUGUUGAAGGAGGAGCUCGGCUUCCAGGGAUACGUGAUGUCCGACUGGGGUGGCACCCACUCCGGUGUCGCCUCUAUCGAGGGCGGCCUUGAUAUGAACAUGCCUGGUGGCCUUGGUGCUUACGGCCAAAAGCCCGAAGCCGGUUCCUUCUACGGCAAGAACGUCACGUAUGCUGUCAACAAUGGAACCGUGGACGUGUCUCGCGUCGAUGACAUGAUUGUCCGUAUCAUGACCCCGUACUACUGGCUCGGUCAGGACAAGGACUACCCUGAGGUGGACCCGUCAUCUGCCGACCUGAACACUUUCUCUCCCCGCUCGACCUGGCUCCGCGAAUUCAACCUUACUGGCGAGCGCAGCCGUGACGUGCGCGGAAACCACCAUGAAAUUAUCCGCAAGCUCGCAGCUGAGGCUACAGUCCUUCUCAAGAACGAGAAGCAGGCUUUGCCUUUGAAAGCUCCCAAGAACAUUGCUAUCUUCGGUAAUGACGCAGGCGAGAACACUAUGGGUGCUGUCAAUCAGGACACUUUCGAGUUCGGCAACCUUGCCUCAGGUGGUGGAUCCGGUACCGGUCGCUUCACUUACCUCGUCUCUCCCCUCGAGGCUAUCAAGACCCGCGCUAAGGAGGACAACGCUUUGGUUCAGUACUUCUUGAACAACACUCAAAUUGCUACCAACAACGUCACCGAUCUCUGGGUCCCCACCACUCCCGACGUUUGCCUUGUCUUCCUGAAGACCUGGGCCGAAGAGGGCGCUGAUCGUGAGCACCUGACAGUCGACUACAACGGCAACGACGUGGUUGAGUCAGUUGCCAAGUCUUGCAACAACACUAUUGUGGUCACCCACUCUUCUGGCAUCAACAUUCUCCCCUUCGCCAGCAACCCUAAUGUCACCGCCAUCCUCGCUGCCCACUACCCCGGCCAAGAAGCCGGUAACUCCAUCGUCGACGUCCUCUACGGUGAUGUCAACCCCGCUGGACACUUGCCCUACACCAUCGCCAAGAAUGCCAGCGACUACAACGCCCCUCCCACCACCGCAGUGUCCACCAACGGCACCGACGACUGGCAGUCUUGGUUCGACGAGAAGCUCGAGAUCGACUACCGCUACUUCGAUGCUCAGAACCUGUCCGUGCAAUACGAAUUCGGUUUCGGUCUUUCCUACACAACCUUCGAGGUCUCCGAUAUCGCCGCCGAGCUCGUCGCCGAUUCCGUCUCAUCCAUCCCCGAGCAGAAGCCCAUCGUCCCCGGUGGAAACCCCUCUCUCUGGGAGACUCUUUACAACGUGACUGCCUCUGUCACCAACUCCGGUGAUGUCAAGGGAGCAACUGUUCCCCAGCUCUACGUUACCUUCCCCGAUAGCACCCCCGAGGGAACCCCACCCAAGCAGCUCCGCGGUUUCGAGAAGGUCUCUCUUGCUCCUGGCGAGUCUCGCACUGUUGGAUUCGAGCUUAUGCGUCGCGAUCUGAGCUACUGGGAUAUUGUCUCUCAGCAGUGGCUUAUCCCUGAGGGCGAGUUUGUUCUUCGUGUUGGAUUCAGCAGUCGCGAUCUGAAGGAGGUUACCAAGAUUACCCCUGUUUCUGCUUAG
Messenger RNA from Penicillium brevicompactum, 2448 nucleotides. RefSeq names its product beta-glucosidase. Gene Ontology annotation, molecular function: beta-glucosidase activity. The record is from RefSeq and is a predicted model, not a curated record. Gene Ontology annotation, biological process: glucan catabolic process. The transcript is spliced from 2 exons. Lineage: Eukaryota; Fungi; Ascomycota; Eurotiomycetes; Eurotiales; Aspergillaceae. The coding region runs from base 1 to 2448 and encodes 815 amino acids.